CGCUGGAAGUAAAAUGAAAAAUGUAGGACUGUGGAUUUUAGUAGUUUCACUUGCAUCUCAUAUAAGUCAAUGCGAUCGUCGAUGGUCUGAAGAAGUAUACAGAAGCUGUUAGAUACGAAGCCACAGAAAAUACUUACAUGCAGAUAAAGAUCACAUACAAAGAAAUCAAGCAGCAUUAUGUCAAGAGCACUUAAUAUCUGGAGGAGGACCCAAGCUUCAGUGUGUUACAGAAAGCUACCCUGCUGUCACAAUAUUCCAGGUCAGAAAACACAGAUAUGCAGUAAAACAUUAACAACACAAACAUUUUCAACACUGAGGAUACCUCUAUUUGCGCAAUGUACUAACCAGCAGUCAGUGAUAUUAACAUCUAGACUUUUGUCUCGACACAAAUGUGUGAGACAUUUCAGUGCAUUGGAACAGAAUGUUUGGAGCACAAAGAAUGAUGAAGUACAUGAUAUGUCAGGAGACAACACUCAUGAUGUUUGGGAACAGCCAUUAAAAAUGCCUGAACCUGAGAUUGACUGGGAAUAUAUUUGUGAGGAAAACAGAGAGAACAUUGCUGCUAAUAUAGAAAACAGAAAGGGAGUAGGAGAUAUCGGUUGUGUGUUAGAUUUAAAAUCUGAGUUUGAUUCAACAGGAAGUGAAAAAACGAGAUUGGAACUGUUAAAAGCAGCCACAGAAAUCCCAAACAGAAGCAGUCCACAUUCACCAAUAGGUGAUGAAUCAAACGCAAGAUUGGUCGGUACAUUUGGGGAAAAGUCAGAAUUUAAUGACUUUAAACCACAAAAGAUGUCAAAGUUGGGUGAAGACCUUAAUUUGCUGCGGUCAAACAAUCUCAGCAUCACCACUGGAGGACGAUCAUAUUACUUCACGGCUGAAUUAGCUGACUUAGAACAUGCCCUGAUUCGAUUUUCACUAACCAAGCUGAUUGCCAGAGGAUUUGAACUUGUAACCGUUCCCGAAAUUAUCAAUCCGGCUGUUAUAGAAGCAUGUGGUUUCCACACAACAGGGGAGGUAACUCAGGUCUAUACACUGGAUAAAAAGUUCCAUGGAGAACAGUGUUUAAUAGGCACAGCAGAAAUGCCUCUUGCAGCUUUUUUUCUUAAUGGCGUUUUGGACAAGAAAGAACUUCCCAGAAGGCUGUGUUCAGUGAGCAGGUGCUAUAGAGCAGAGGCAGCUGGCAGGGAGGAGAAAAAAGGCAUCUACCGUGUACAUCAGUUCACAAAGGUGGAGAUGUUUGGUGUGACAGACUCUGGAACAGAGGCUGACAACCUUCUGCUGGAGUAUCUUGACAUAGAAAAAGAAAUGUUUCUAGAACUUGGUCUACAUUUUAGAAUUUUGGAAAUGCCAACCCAUGAACUUGGUGCCCCUGCAUACAGAAAGUUUGAUAUUGAAGCUUGGAUGCCAGCUAUGGACUUUUGGGGCGAGGUUAAUGGUACAGCAUGUGCAGUGCCGAGAAUGGUGAUGGCAAUUUUUGAAAAUUUUCAAAAUAAGGAUGGUAGUAUAAACAUCCCAGAUGUUCUACAACCAUUCAUGGAUGGCAAGAAAGUCCUGAGAAAGUCUGAUGCCAUGCCAGAUAUUCAGUGGAUAAAACAUGCCAAAGUGCACUGGACAUCCUAACAAAUAAAAAGUGCAUUUACGGGAAAAAAUGAAAUGGUCAUCCAAGAACACAUGGAUAUGAAGAAUUUGUGUUUGUUAUUUCUUUGUACAGAAAACCGUAUAUCAAUGUGUGAAUGAUCUCACUGAUGAAAUAAUUCAAGUAAAAAAAUCAAGACUU
Ylistrum balloti is the source of this 1777-nucleotide messenger RNA. Its product is annotated as serine--tRNA ligase, mitochondrial-like. Gene Ontology annotation, molecular function: serine-tRNA ligase activity; tRNA binding; ATP binding. Bases 178 to 1620 code for a protein of 480 amino acids. The record is from RefSeq and is a predicted model, not a curated record. Gene Ontology annotation, biological process: mitochondrial seryl-tRNA aminoacylation. Lineage: Eukaryota; Metazoa; Mollusca; Bivalvia; Pectinida; Pectinidae. The transcript is spliced from 14 exons. Gene Ontology annotation, cellular component: mitochondrion.